This is a messenger RNA of Magnolia sinica, 2949 nucleotides long. RefSeq names its product putative pentatricopeptide repeat-containing protein At1g12700, mitochondrial. The record is from RefSeq and is a predicted model, not a curated record. NCBI's taxonomy places the organism in Eukaryota, Viridiplantae, Streptophyta, Magnoliopsida, Magnoliales, Magnoliaceae. The coding region runs from base 69 to 1946 and encodes 625 amino acids. The transcript has a single exon. Gene Ontology annotation, molecular function: protein binding.
UCUCUUCUCAGUUCCAAUUCGAAUUACUGUUUCUGAUUCGAAGUUUGUAAAGAAAUCCAAGAAUCCCGAUGUUUCGAUUCAUACCCAAGUUGACAAUUUCGUUAAAAAUCAAUGGAAGCGAAGAACGAUCAUGCAUGACGAUGUUCUGGAAGUGUUCGAUCAAAUGUUUCUCAAGCAAUCUUUGCUGUCGAUGUCUCUUUCCUGAUUCGAAAUUUGUAAAUGAAUUGAAGAAUCCUAACGUUUUGAUUCAUACCCAAGUCGAGAAUUUUGUUAAAAAUCGAUGUGAGCUGGGAACGAUCAUGCCCGAUGAUGCUUUGGAAGUGCUUGAUAAAAUGCUUUUCAUGCAACCUUUGCCAUCGCUCUCUCGUUUCAAUUGUCUGUUGGAGUCUGUUUCCAAAGCGAAACGUUAUUCUGAUGCUGUUUCUCUCUUUAGAAAGAUGAACGUGUUUGGAAUCCGGCCGAACAUACGUACGCUGACAAUCCUGAUCAAUUGUUUCUGCCACUUGAAUCGGGGAGAUCUUGGUUUCGCUGUCUGUGGAGAAAUCCUGAAACGGGGCUACGAACCAAACACUGCAACUUUCACCAUCUUGAUCCAGGGCCUUUGUAUGGUGGAUAAGAUUGCCAAUGCAGUCGAAUUUUUUGUAAAUAUGAUUGAGACAGGUUGCCCACCUAAUGAGAUCACGUACGGUACCCUUGUAGGUGGGCUUUGCAAGAUGGAAAACACAGGUUCUGCUCUUGGACUGCUUGGAGAUAUGGUGAAGCGAGGAUGUAGGCCAAAUGUGGCGGUGUAUAACAUGCUUGUCGAUCGACAAUGCAAGGACGGAUGGAUGGAAGAGGCAUUGGCCCUCUUCUCAGAGAUGACCCGCGAUGGUGUUUCGCCCAAUGCCAUCACUUACACUUCUUUAAUUCGUGGCCUGUGCGAUUUGGGGCGGUGGAAAGAAGCCACUUGCUUUUUCAAUGAAAUGCCUCUUAGAGGUAUCUCCCCAGAUGUGGUAGCAUUCAACGUGCUGAUGGAUAGUCUUUGCAAAGCAGGGAUGACCGAAGAAGCACGUCGACUCCUAGAAGUAAUGAUUCAGCAAGGCAAGGAACCUGAAGUGUUCACCUAUAAUACUUUGAUGAGUGGUUACUGCUUGCAGGGUCUGAUGGAUUCUGCAGUAGAGCUCUUCGACUCCAUGGCAGCUAAGGGCAUUGAGCACGACGAUGUUAGCUACAACGUGUUGAUUAAUGGGUAUUGCAAAUGUAAAAGAAUGGAUGAGGCAAUGAGGCUCUAUGUUGAAAUGCUCCAAACAGGAUUGGUUCCCACAGUUGUUACGUACACCACUCUAUUGGGUGGAUUCUGCAAUGUUGGUAGGGUUGGGGUGGCACAGGGGCUCUUUAACGAGAUGCAAGCUCGUGGCCAAAUACCCAACCUAAUCACAUACAUUACUUUGUUGGAUGGGCUCUGUAAAAACAAACGGGAGGCGAUGGAACUAUUCAAGGUUAUAUCAGAUUGUGAAUUUGAACCGAAUGUUGAAAUUUACAACAUCCUCAUUGAUGGGAUGUGUAGAGAUGGGAGGCUUGAAGCGGGAAAGGUGCUAUUUGUUGGCAUCUCCGACAGAGGAUUGCUGCCUGAUGUCAUUACAUACAACAUAAUGAUUAAUGGCUAUUGUAAAGGAGGUCGAUUGCAGGAGGCUAAUGAAUUGUUUUUGCAAAUGAAUGAAAAUGGUUGCUAUCCAAAUGCCCGUACAUUCAAUACAAUCAUCCGUGGUUUCUGUGAAAUGGGUGAGACACAUAAGGCAAUGGAGUUUCUCCAAAUGAUGGCUGAGAGGGAUGUUACACCGGAUGCGGAUACUGCUUCUAUUGUAGUUGACUUGCUUCUGAAGGAUGAAUGGCAUAGGGAAGUUUUGGAGUUGCUUCCUACAUUUUUGCCAAAGUUGGUUACGAAGGCUGAUAAUUUUGCAUUAUGAAGGGCUGAUUUCACCUAUAUUCAUGUUCUGUCCAUCUGAAAUAUGUUUGUCUAGUUGGCUUUACAAGUACGUUCGUAUUGGUGUCGGACUCGGUAGCUUUGAUGAACCCUACAUGCCGAAAUGACUUUAAAAGUGAUGAUAAUUUAGAAGGUGUGUCAUUUCAUUAAAAUUAGAUUUCCAAUCUGGGUUUUUGGAGACAUCUGUCAUGGUAACUUUCACCAAUUUCAGGGGCUUUGUAUGUUGGAAUAAAGCAUGGAUGCAAUUGAUUUUUUUGUCAAGAUGGUAGAGCAGGCUACCUUUCUCAUGUUGUCACAAUGAUUCUUCAGAAAUGGGCUUUUCAUUGCUCUUGAGCUGCUCCAUGAAAAAGAGAAGUUGAAGAUGUAAAUGGUGAUUGAUAGUGACUUUGGAAAGACGGAUUGAUGGGCUUUGCAAAAGCAGAAACACCAGUUCCAUUUUUGAGUUGCUAUGGGAAAUGGAAAGGAGAAUAUGUAGGUCUAGCACAACAGUAUCUGGGAUAAUCAACAGUGGUCUUUGCAAAGAUGGAACUAGAAGUAAGGCCAUGGAAGAUGGAAGUCUUCCCCAAAAUGGUAAAGUCCACCUGUUUAUUUGUUUACCAUGACCAUUGGAGUCUUUGGAAAGAUAGAUGAAUGGAAGAGGCCCCAAAAUUAUCCCUUAUUUUUCACUAGUUGAUGUAACUAGGCUUUUUGAUGGCAUGGUGGACAGGAAAUUUCACCAAAUACAUAGGCCUGUUUGGAUUACGAAUAAUAUUAGUAAUGUACUGUAAAGGUGCAAUGAUUACAAAUUACAGUACCUGUCUCCUAAAACAGGUAAUUUGUAUGGCAAUUCCCAUGUUUGAAUAGGCAUUGUAAAAUUGCAGUGACGAUACUUUUACAUUACUUCAAUGUCAUGUUGUAGAGAAAAAUACAUUGAUUUACAUGUUUGGGUAGGAGAUUUCCAUUGUAUUAAUACAGUGUAAAACUAUAAUGAUUAUAAAUAUCUUUUA